Molecule: messenger RNA, 948 nt
Organism: Aspergillus sclerotioniger CBS 115572
Lineage: Eukaryota; Fungi; Ascomycota; Eurotiomycetes; Eurotiales; Aspergillaceae
Product: inositol oxygenase
Exons: 2
Coding region: 1-948 (315 amino acids)
Biological process (GO): inositol catabolic process
Cellular component (GO): cytoplasm
Molecular function (GO): inositol oxygenase activity; iron ion binding
Source: RefSeq, a predicted model, not a curated record
AUGGCACCAGUCGCAGUGUCCUCCGAAGCCCCGGUGUUCAACACCAAGCGUGACGGACAGGCUCUCGAGGAGCUGUCGGACGCCAUCGAUACCGUCAACGUCCUCAAGGACAACAUGAAGAAGGAGAAGGGCUUGUACGAGGAGUCCGAGUUCGACAAGAACAAGGACAAGACCAAGUUCCGCCAGUAUGAAGAUGCCUGCGACCGGGUCAAGAACUUCUACAAGGAACAGCACACCAAGCAAACAGUGGCCUACAACCUUAAGGCCCGCAACGAGUUCCACUCCAAGACCCGCGCCGAGAUGACCAUCUGGGAGGCGAUGGAGAAGCUCAACACCCUUAUCGAUGAGUCCGACCCCGACACCAGUCUCUCCCAGAUUGAGCACCUCCUCCAGUCCGCCGAGGCCAUCCGCCGCGACGGCAAGCCCCGCUGGAUGCAGCUGACCGGUCUUAUCCACGACCUGGGCAAGCUGCUCUUCUUCUUCGAUGCCCAGGGCCAGUGGGACGUCGUCGGUGACACUUUCCCUGUUGGCUGUGGCUUCGAUGAGCGCAUCAUCUACGGCCGCGACUCUUUCAAGGACAACGAGGAUUACGGUCACUCCAUCUACGACACCAAGUUCGGCAUCUACAGCCCCGGCUGCGGUCUUGACAACAUCAUGCUCUCUUGGGGCCACGACGAGUACCUCUACCACGUCGUCAAGGACCAGUCCACCCUCCCAGACGAGGCUCUGGCCAUGAUCCGCUACCACUCGUUCUACCCCUGGCACAACGCCGGUGCGUACCACGAGCUGAUGAACGACCACGACAAGGAGAUGUUCAAGGCCGUCAAGGCCUUCAACCCAUACGACCUGUACAGUAAGAGCGACGAUGUCCCCAGUGCGGAAGAACUGAAGCCCUACUACCUCGACCUAAUCAACGAAUACUUCCCCAACCCCGUGAUCAAGUGGUAA